Messenger RNA from Cotesia congregata, 186 nucleotides. The record is from the annotation of a GenBank genome assembly. Lineage: Eukaryota; Metazoa; Arthropoda; Insecta; Hymenoptera; Braconidae.
AUGGCGAGCGCUCUACUGAUGUUAAGUCGUCUAGUCUGCAUGCUAGUUGUGGUGGCAGUCAAUGCAAGGCUGGAUUAUGAUUGGAGUCCCCUCAGUUUUGAGACCCAUUACUCGAGAGAUUCUCGUGACGGCGGUUGGGGUAGCGGCUUAUUCAAAAUGGUCCUAAGUGGAUGGAAUGAUGAUUAA